Molecule: messenger RNA, 603 nt
Organism: Gasterosteus aculeatus aculeatus (three-spined stickleback)
Lineage: Eukaryota; Metazoa; Chordata; Actinopteri; Perciformes; Gasterosteidae
Source: RefSeq, a predicted model, not a curated record
UGCCUUCUGGUUCCCCAGAGUCCGACGUGGUGCUCGACUCACAACCAGUCGGGCCGGUUUGAGUCCCGGUUCGUUAGCGUCGGCAUCCAGAAGUCUCCGUCCCUGUGGCUCAGCGGCAUGGAGGGCUCGGCCCUGGGGGUCUGGGUUGCACAUGGAGAAGGUCUGAUGCACUUCCGUAGCCCUCUGGUUCAGGACCGGAUUGUUUCUGGUGGUCUCGCCCCAUUUCGUUACCUUGACGACCAGGGUCUGCCCACCGAGGACUACCCCCAGAACCCCAACGGAUCCCCACGGGGGGUGGCGGGGCUCUGCUCUGGGGACGGGAGGCAUCUGGCCCUGAUGCCCCACCCGGAGCGCUGCACCCUUAGCUGGCAGUGGCCCUGGGCCCCCCCGGCCCUGCGGCCCUCCCUUACGCCGUCUCCGUGGUUACGCAUGUUCCAGAAUGCGGCGGCCUGGUGCAGCACCGUGGCACCGUAGUACUUCUGUGGUACUUCUGUGGUACUGUUAGCAGUAUAAUGAUGUCAUACUUCAGGAUUUAAAUGUUUUGAACCAAUCGAGUCUUUUUAAUAUGCAAUUUACUAAUAAAUACAUCAUUCUACAGCAGAA